UGGAUCCCUUUGUUCUCCAGCCCUUUAGCUCUCACCUUGCAGGGGGGAAGAGCCCAGGUCAUCAGCUGCCAGGAAACAGGGUGUUGGCCCUUCUCUGUGUCCAGACCCCUGCCCACACCUGCUUUCUAGGGCUUUGCAGUGAUCAUACAUCCUUGUCCCACCCCCAGUUACUUAAGAACUGCCUAGGGGAAACUGAGGCACUCCCACAAUAUUCAGACGAAACAUUAAAAACAGUCCCGCUUCAUCACAGCCAAUGCUGUCUGUUCUCUGGCCUGACCAAGGCUUUCCUGCACUGGGUCCGGUCAGCUGAUAAACCCACCUGGGUGCCAGCUGGUGGCGGGGCAUGUUGCUCCCCACAAUGGUGCCAGGCUUCCUUGGGGUCUGGCUCAGUGGGACUCGCUGGGUGGAGCUCACGGGGGGCAGCCAGUGGUCUGCAGGCCCAGAGGUCCAGCCUGAGGGGUGGGUGAAGCCGUGGGCCUGACCCUGGAGAAAGAGUGACACCACGGGGGAGGAAGGUGUCUGGCUCUGGGCCUCCCAAAUGCUAUUCCAAAGCUAGUGCCCCACAUGCCCCCUCCCUGGCCUCCCCCAGCUGCACAAUGCUGUAUUCUGCAAACAGGGAAACUGAGGCCCAGCUAGCAGGGACUCAAACUCAGAUCAGCCCAGGCCCGGUCAGGAGCCCUAACUGCAAGCCCAGCCUGCGAAUGCAGACACACUGGACUCCUGAGUUCUCUCCAUGGCGCUGGGAGGGGAGUGGGGUCUAGCGGUUAGCACAGGGGGUGCUGAGAGCCAGGACUCCUGGGUUCUAUUUCCUCUCUGACCGUGGCUCCACCGCUACUGUCUGUGGGAUCAGGCCCUUGGGCAGCAAUCAUCCCCUACCCCUACCCCUGCUUCGGGCCGCCAGGAAGCAGCUCUUCCCACGCAGCGGUACGGGUGCUAUGACACACACGCCAGCCCCUUCCCCUUGAAGAGCCCUGGUGACCUCAUAGAACUCUGCUGGAGGGGGGCCGAUGUCACGCGGCACUUGUGAGGUCACAGGGAGCAGCCAGGAGGAGUCACAGCGAGAGCUCUUCGCACGAGGAGCCAGUACCGAGUUCCAGCCCCUUGCUCUAGCGAACCUCCCCGGCACCAACAGCCUGCCCUUGGCACGAGGGCCCGGCCCUCGUCAGUGGAGCCCCUGGGGACCCGGCCCGGUUCGGACCAUGGCCAACGUGGUAGUGAAAACCAUCUGGCAGUCGAAGGAAAUCAACGAAGCUGGAGACCCCCCCUCUGGGGCGGAGACCCGAGCCCAGAGCACCCGGGACCUGCUGGGCAAAGCCAGCCCCAAGGCCUUCCCCAGGAAGAAGAAAGCCGUGUCCUUCCAUGGGGUGGAGCCCCCCCCGGCCAGUGAGGCCCCCCCCGGCCGCCUGAACCUGAAGCGCUCCUCAGCCUGCACCAACGUCUCGCUGCUGAACCUGACGGGUGACGACUCUGAGUCCAUGGACGACGGGUCUGGGCAGGGGGCCUCCCCCCUCAGCCCCCCCCUGCCCUCCAGGGACCCCGCCUGGUCUGAGGAUGACACCGACCCAUCCACUCCGCUGGUGAGAUCCCCUCCCGGAGACGCUGCCUGGGGAUACCGACCCCCCACCCCACUGGACAUGGUGAACAGUGGUCUGGUGCGCACCAAGGACUCCGUCACCAGCCUCAAGGAGCGGGCGUCCCGGGUCAACCGGCGGGUGCAGAGCCUCCAGGAGAGCUGCCGCAAGGUCAGCCGGUCGGUGGAAGAUGCCGAGAUCAAGACCAAUGUGCUCAAGAAAAGCUCUGUCCUGCUGGAGGCAGGGGGCCAUGCUGCGGACGAUCGAGCAGCUGGGGGUGCAGUGGCAACGGGGGCACCAGGAGCUGCAGGGGUGGUUGGACGAAGCCUUCAACAUGGCAAACUGCACGGCCCAGGCCCUGAGCCAGCUCCACGCAGACCUCGAGGGGCUGCGGCAGGUCAAGCCGCUGCUGGAGGACGUGGCCCGUCAGCUGGGGAGCCUCAGGGCCCUGGAGCUGCCCGACCGGCCCCCCACCAGCUGUGCCAGCCAGGGCUGCAUCAGUGCCCAGAGCCUGGGGCAGAUGGUGGAGUGCGCGGCGACGCCCCUGCUGGAGGAACUGAGGCAGUGCGGGCUCCCGGCCCCCUGCCCCGCCUGCCAGCGUCUGCAGAACAAGAUCCUGGAACUGGAGCAGGCCGCCUUGGAGACACACGCACGAGCCGAGACCCUGAGCUCCAACCUGCGCCUGGCCCAGGACGAAGCCCUGAGAGCCAAGACCUACGUGGAGCGGGUCCGGCUCAGCCCCCAGGAGAAGCCCCCCGGCCUGGACCCCCUCCACGCCCGGCUCAGCUCCCUGCAGGCCCAGCUGUCCCAGGAUGGGGGGCCCCAGACUCCGGCGCCACCUCCACCCCAGCAGCGCUGACUCCCACCACAGCCACCAAUAAAGUGCCUGCCCUGGCCCUGGGCCUGCAUCUCCGGCCCUGUGUGCGCAUGUGGGUCUUUGGGCAGGGGGGCAUCAACCCAGGGCUCUGCUGUAGGGUAGGGAUGCUGCUCUAGGGCAGAUACCUGGGGAGGGGGACAUCUAAUGACCCCCCGCACCAUGACAGAGGACUCUCACAUUUGUUGCUGUUGGACCUUUAUUGCCCGUCUGCAUUUGCAGCCAGCGACUCCACUCUCAGCCCCCGGGUAGGCCCUGCCCCCCUCAGAGUCCCCCUUUACAAACAACACAAAAGCAAACAAGUACAAAGCUGCCACAAGAAUUGGGUGGGGCCCUACCACAGACACCCCCUCAAUGGCUGCAGCCUUAGCUGAAAAUCCCAAUUUUGUUUUAUUGGGGGGGAGGUGAGUAUGGCAGUCUCCCCCCCAUUUCCUGGGGGCCCAUGGGAUAGCUGAAGUGUCAAUCAAUGUCUCAGCUGAGGGGGGGGGCUCUGUAGAAUGGGGGGGCCAGCAGGAGCUGGGAGCUUUGCACCCAUCCCGAGCAGUGCCCCCACACAGCUGUACCAGCUAGUACCAGGACAGGGAAACACCCCCUGGGCCAAAUCCUGCCCCCGGCA
Molecule: messenger RNA, 3061 nt
Organism: Dermochelys coriacea (leatherback sea turtle)
Lineage: Eukaryota; Metazoa; Chordata; Testudines; Dermochelyidae
Gene: TSKS
Product: testis specific serine kinase substrate
Exons: 9
Coding region: 1008-2564 (518 amino acids)
Cellular component (GO): centriole
Molecular function (GO): protein kinase binding
Source: RefSeq, a predicted model, not a curated record